AGGCAGCAGCAUGUUACAGCUCAUUUCAACAAUUUCCUCUAGAGGUCCGCUGAACUGAUCCACUAUGAGGUUUCUACACAUUCUGUGUUUCACCUUCUUGCUCUGCGGCCUGUGUGUGAGGGCAGAGGUUGAAACCACUGAUGACAACAUCGAAGAAAAAGAAAACAACAGUGAAGAAAAAGUUGAGGACACCUCUGAAGAAGACACAGAACCAGAGAAACAAGAAAAGACAGAUGAAAUAACAGAAGAAAAAGACGUUUUGGUCCUUCAUAGUGUCAACUUUGACAGAGCUCUCAGUGAGAACAAGUAUCUGCUCGUGGAAUUUUAUGCUCCAUGGUGUGGUCACUGCCGCGAUCUGGAGCCCAUUUAUGCUGAAGUGGCUGGACAACUGAAAAAUGAGUCAUCUGAUGUACGGCUGGCCAAAGUGGACGGAACAGAAGAGAAAGAACUUGCCUCAGAGUUUGGUGUAGAGGGUUUUCCCACACUUAAAUUCUUCAAAGAUGGCAACAGGCAAAAUGCCACAGAUUUUUCUGGAAAGCGAACUGUAAAAGGAAUCACAAUGUGGCUGGAGAGGCACACGGGCCCCAGCGCUACUGUUCUCAAUGAUGUGAAGAGUGCCGAGGCUCUGCUGGAUGCAAAUGAUGUGGUUGUGGUUGGAUUCUUUCAGGAUUUGGAAGGAGAUAAGGCAAAGACAUUCUAUGAUGUAACUUUAAUAGUAGUGGACAUUAACUUUGGCAUCACAAGCAACCCAGAGCUCUUCAAGAAGUAUGAUGUAAAGAGUGACUCAUUGGUGCUCUUCAAGAAGUUUGAUGAAAAGCGGGCAGACAUGCCACUCUCCGAGGAAGUCAAGCUUGAUAAAGGGGAUCUGAUUUCAUUCAUCCAUUCUAACAGUAUGAAACUUGUCAUUCCAUUUAAUGAAGAGAAUGCUGAACAAAUUUUUAAGUCUAAGGUUCGCAAACAUUUGCUCCUAUUCAUUAAUACAACUGUGGAAUCCCAGAAUGCACUGCUCGAAGAUUAUAGAGAUGUUGCCAGUGAGUUUAAGGAAAAAGUGAUUUUCAUCACGUUAGAUGUUACACAUGACAAAGUGGAUCAUGUGCUGAAGUAUUUCAGUAUCUCUAAAGAUGAUGCUCCUAUUAUUCGCCUGAUCAACACUGAGAAAGUGGUGACAUACGCAAUGGAAGGAUCAACCAUCAAUAAAGACACACUGAGAACAUUUUGCCAGGGUGUUCUUGAUGGUACUGUGAAGCCUUUUUUGAAGACUCAAGAAAUUCCAGAGGACUGGGACAAGAAUCCGGUUAAAGUCCUUGUAGGGAAGAACUUUAACGAAGUGGCUUUUGAUGAGACUAAGAACGUCUUUGUGGAAUUUUAUGCUCCAUGGUGUGGUCACUGUCAGCAGCUGGCUCCUGUGUGGGAUGAGUUGGGAGAGAAGUACAAAGACCAUGAGAACAUAAUCAUUGCAAAAAUGGAUGCAGCAGAAAACGAUGUGGAAGAUGUCACUAUACAGGGAUUUCCCACCAUUAAAUACUUUCCUGCUGGGGCUGAAAAGAAGAUUGUUGACUAUAAUGGAAAUAGAGAUUUGGAGACUUUCUCAAAAUUCCUGGAUAAUGGAGGAGUGUUACCAGAAGAAGAGAGUAAAGAAGAUGAUGAGGACGACACGACGACGACGAUGAUGAUGAUGAUGAUGAUGAUGAUGAAGAUGAGGUGUCGGAUGAAUCAAUAGAAGAGUCACCAAAAUCUACCAAUGAAACCAGCAAGGAUGAGCUGUAAAAACAAAGCAUAAAUCAACUUUGUACUGAACCAGAUCAGUGUGAGAUUUAUGCAACAUGAGCCAAAUGUGUUUUAUCAGAUUAAUGUCAUUUUCUCUGCACUGGACCAUUUCAACAAACUACAUACCUGACUAAAUUGAAUAAAAAUAACUUAACAUGUAAAGUUUUUAUUCCUGAUCUAUAACUUACUUCUGUGGUGUGGGAUCCGUUAGACACUAGUAUCAGUAUUUGACUUCAGAAAAUUAUAUGGGUGAAUCUCACAAAAUUAAAAACUUGACUGGAUUGAAGCCUCUAGAAAAGUAUGUUUUUUAACGAAAAUGAAUAACAUUUUAUGUCUAAAAUAUCAUUACUGUAAAUAAUAGUAAUAGGUAUUACUACAGUAUAUCAUGGUGGUAUGUUUAACUAUUUAAAGUAUACAGAAUUAAAUGUUACACAUCAUUGUAUUACAGUAUUUUUUUUUUAGUGUUUAAUGUAAUACAAUACAAUUUACUGUAUUGCAAAUCUGAUCACUGUUAAGAAUAAAGGGAAAUGUAAUUACAUUUCCUUUUUUAAUCUUUUGGUUUUGUGGAAAAAUGUAACCUGAACAUGGAAUUUUUGUGAGUUUCACCCUGAUUUUUUGAUGCAUUUGUUGAUGUCAUGGCCUUUAUUUUCAAAGUAAAUAAAUGAUUAUGAUGAAUUCAU
Molecule: messenger RNA, 2447 nt
Organism: Ctenopharyngodon idella (grass carp)
Lineage: Eukaryota; Metazoa; Chordata; Actinopteri; Cypriniformes; Xenocyprididae
Gene: pdia2
Product: protein disulfide isomerase family A, member 2
Exons: 11
Coding region: 65-1720 (551 amino acids)
Biological process (GO): response to endoplasmic reticulum stress; protein folding
Cellular component (GO): endoplasmic reticulum
Molecular function (GO): protein disulfide isomerase activity
Source: RefSeq, a predicted model, not a curated record